Molecule: messenger RNA, 4368 nt
Organism: Centruroides sculpturatus (bark scorpion)
Lineage: Eukaryota; Metazoa; Arthropoda; Arachnida; Scorpiones; Buthidae
Gene: aos
Product: protein giant-lens-like
Exons: 4
Coding region: 3428-4213 (261 amino acids)
Source: RefSeq, a predicted model, not a curated record
UUACAACAGUUAAGGGGCAGCAACCCCUUGUUAAUCUCUUUUUAACUUUGUCUUUGGCAGUAGGCGAUUCUCUGUCCAAUAAAAGGGAUCGAUAAUGUUAACGCGGCUUACAGCCCUCCAUUGUUAAUUCCUAAAUAUGAAAAAUGAGUCGUUCCUGCCGACAUUUUUUUGAGGGGGGGACGGGGGUAGGUGCAUAUUUUAUGCCUAUUUACUCUCGAUUUUCCCAGGCUAAUUGGCCGACUCCUCGCACAUAGCCUAGCCAUUAUUCCCUAUAGUGGCAACAAACAAUGAAGCAGCGCGAUUUAGCAGGUCAGCGCACUUCCCUUCGACACAACCGUGAGGCCGCAAGAUGAGUCAGUGGAAAAUAGCCCCGAGUCCUUGCCAGAUUGCUGGAGUCGGUAGUGGCUGAGGCACUUUCAUUGGCGACGUCCCCCUGGAGGAAGCUUAAUUGCCGCCGACCACGCCAGGGUCACAACACCUCUGGAAUGUCCGAAACCCUCGAAAAAAAGGGUCCCAGCGGAAUUUCUUAAACGGCAGGAAGUGGCCAAGUAAGAACAGCCUUAGGACAUUGGCUGAAGUACUAGUUUCCGUCCUGUUUUUUUGCCCCCCAUCCUCUUUUUCUUUUCAAUCUUCUUCCAUUCAUCUGCUUAUCGUAGUUAUGUCGUGUGAGCCGGACGGAAAAACCAGAACCGAUGGUUACUCCGCCGUAAUGGCCACUCGAAUUUUACGAGCCAAAGAUCUCUCUUCAGAUUAGGAGGAUGCCCUUUGGCUCGAAAUUAUUCUACGCACGUUCGCUACCCUCUUUUAUUCACUCUUCCAUGAUGGAUAAAGGAGGAGGAGGAGGGGGGAAACCACACAUUUCUAUUUUAACCGAAACUGGUUUCCCUUAGCACCGUUAGAGCUGCGGUUUCGCCCGGAUUAAAACUUUUUUUUAUUCCUAAUUUAUCCCUAACUCUCAAGGGAUUACGACCGAUUCUCGAGUUUCUUCCCUAAGUUCCUGACGAAAGGGGUAAUAAAUCUCUCCGAUCGGCCGAGAAUGUUAUGGUGUCGAUGUUUGUUCUAAAUCGAGUGAUAAAUAAGCUCGUCGGGGCGGAAAAAAACAAUUUCAAAACACAUAAAUCGAAGCGAUUUCGAAACGCCGCGACGUCUACAGUUUCUAAUACUAUGUUUGGGUAUUUUUCAGUUGUUGACUUACUAUGGGUCGGGUGCAUUAGUCAACAAUAUGUAGAAAAAGUCUAAAAGGGUAUUUGGCCGGAAGCCAGGACAGAUACUGAGAAUUUAAUGGAUUAUAAUUACUACCCCCUACUCGCUCUUCCAGGUUUUAUCGAAUACUUUCUUGUAAGUUGUCUAUCUGUCGUUCAAUCCUUUCACUCUUGAGGCAAUGGCUUCUAAGAACCACUCGAAAACCCAUAAACACCAACAGGAAGUAUUAGAGUGGCUCGAACCUUAUGUAGAUACCCCUAUUGUUUCAUAUACACCCCGUGAGAUUUCGUAAGAACUGAAAAGGGGAGUGGAAGCGAAGUUUAGUGUUCGAUGCCCAUGCCGAUUCGCUCGAUUAAACACAGAUAAGAUGCGAUCGGACGAUUAUCGCCUCCGAUCGGAUAUCCUCCACAAAACAAAACAAAAAAAAUAAUAAUUAUUAAUUAAUGCCCAGUGCAUUUAUCGAGUUAGUUCCCAUGAAAAGUUAAAAUCAUUUCCAUGAAAGCCCUAGAGGAGGUGCGAGAAACAGAAAUGAUCUUUAAGGAAAUUCAAGGUCUUGUUUCUUUUUUAACGAGUAAGAAGAGAUAAUCGAGAAGAAGAGGCAUUCCUCUUGAUGACUUUUUUUUUUGUAAACCGUACAGGUUUUGGGUCAUGCAAAAGGGCGAGCGAAUUUCAAUAAGCAGAAAAGGGGUUACACCAUUUCUUCCCCUUUUUAACGCUCCCAUUUCCGAAGCCAGUUUUGAUUUUUGUAUUCAACACAAUUAGAAAAAGCUCCGAGGCACCCGUGGCCACUCCGAAUUAAACAGGUUUGUCGGUUGGGUCCCACGUUUUGUAAAUAAGAGAAUUCACUCGCCGGAAUACUAAUUAAAAGUUAUGUAUCAUCCGACGCGUAGAAGGGUUGCCACACUCGUAAGAUUCCGUCCAACGACCCCUUUAAGAGUGUAAAAAAAUAAAAAUAAAUAAAUAAAAUUUCAAAACCCAAAAAAUUGCGGACGGAUCUCCAUUUAUCACAAUCCGCGGGUCAAGUCCCCCUUCUUGACUCCUCCACAAAUAGUGGAAACUGGCCAACCAAUCUCUUUCGAGGCGCAACAAAGGAAGAGUCUGUAAAUUACUUCGAUUUGCAUGCAGAGUCACACUUGAUAUUCACAAACUGGUAAAAGGGACGGAGAGAAAGAAGAAGGGGGGAAAAAAGCGGUAUCUCUGCUUCCAACCCGUUUGGGACGCCUAUUGUCGUCGAUUCAUCCGGCGAUAAUGCAACUCGGGCCUCGUAGUUGUAACAAGAAGGCAGGGGGCUCUUAGCCCUGCAAAGAAAGGGAAUCGGGGCCCAUACAUUAAAAGGAUCGAUCUAUCAAACUGCUGACAUAAUAAAGUGCAGUAUACUGAUCGUGUUUGGUUAUCGAUAGACCGUGCACAACCAUUAUAAUAAUAAUAAUACUAAAAAGAGAAAAAACUUCCCGAAUUUCCUCGACGGCACCGUUACGUGUGGCACUAAAACGCCAAGAGAGCUCUCUAAAGGGGGGAGGGGGAAGAUCGGAUAUUUAAAAAAAUAAAAUCUCCCGGCGCCGUUGACACCCCGAGUUAACCUUAAGAGUCUUAAUGAGAUUUCGGAACGGAAACGGGGACAAAAGCGACGACAAAACAGAAGCCUCUCCCACGCAAUCACACAAUAAAAAUUAGCGAAGGCGUCAUCCCCGGUCCCUUUCUUUCGGGCCCUCUCCGUCAGACUUUAAUACCCUCUUUCUAAAGAUGGCGCGCGCAACACUUUUCGAAAAAUUGUCGACCCACUUAUUAUUAUAGGGCAGUUAAGUCAGAAGAGCGGAGAGGAAGCGGUGAAGAGAACAUCAAAAAAAAAGAAGGGUGAGGCGAGGGGGGACGUCGGUCCAAACGGGGGGAACCGAGAUGUGGGAAUGAAUCGGACGCAUUGACAGAACGGCUUAUUUCCCGCGUACUUUCGUACGAAGGACGCGACCCGUGACGUCAUACGGGGCGGGAGAAAUUGGGCGUCACGUGAUGCGUACGUGACAACAAGAGUGAGGGACCUCCUACGGCCAACACGUGCUCGUACACACUACCUGUUCCAUCCCUCUCCGCGUCUACCUGCCACCCCUGAAGGUGAAGCGAAGUAAUCCCGGUCCACAGUCAUUCAUGGUUGACUCGCUAUAAAUAAUCACGUAGUAGAACGUCGUGCAAGGGAAAGCUUCAAUGAGGGAGUAAGCGAACCACCUUGAUGAGUAGACGUGCAACCGUUAGCGUGUUAAAAGAGCGGGAAAAAUCUUACGUCGGAUUCGCAGCUAUGGAAACGCGGUUUGUGGCUAGUUGUUUGAUUGUGUUAUUCCUGACCGGUAGGCCUUCGCUCUGCGGACGUUUGAUGGCCAAUUUCAGGCACAAGGUGGCAUACAGGAUCUACUACCAGAACGGGAAUGCGGACGACGAUUUACCCGAAUGCGCUCCCUGGUCGGUUUGCAACAGAGUGGACACCUACUCCACACCCUGGGUCGAGAAACAGUGCAGAUGUCCGGGUAAACACACCUGUUCCAUGAGCAUCGAUGCAAGAGAUGGGCACACCGUCGUCGACAAAUCGAGGCAAUUUAAGAUAUGCGAAAAUGUCGUUAAACUGCCGGCCUGUAGGUAUUUCCGUGACGUGACGUGGUCUUACAGUACCCGUCCCGAUAACACAACGCAGCAAGUUAUGCACUGCCUCUGCCCAAAAAACAGCGUGGCUUAUAUUUUCAAACACCAAGCCUUUCAAACAAUCGACGGUUACGGUUACAGAUAUUUAUUCGCCUGUUCGCCUCAGAGCCGCCUUAGAUGCCAACGAAAGGAACCAUGCAGGCUUUUUACGGUCAAAAAACGACCGGACGUCGAAGAGGUCAACACUAACACUUUGUGUCAAUGUCCUCACGGUUAUACGUGUCCUCAGCAUCAUACCGAACCGAGCGUCAUCACGGGCACUUCGUAUCCUCAAGAACACAUAAGGACUUACAGUGGAUAUUGCGCACCCCAAUAUCUUUAGUCGCUGGAUGUUUCGUACCAUCCAACGAACUUAUAAUUAUGUACAUAACAUGUUUGGUAUCAAGUGUGCCAUAAAUUUGUACAGGUUCGUUUGCCAAAAUCUAACAUAUGUACAUAGUCGAUAAGAUGAUUAUGAGGGAUAUCUUAACAAAAACA